Molecule: messenger RNA, 1361 nt
Organism: Nicotiana tabacum (common tobacco)
Lineage: Eukaryota; Viridiplantae; Streptophyta; Magnoliopsida; Solanales; Solanaceae
Product: protein SCO1 homolog 2, mitochondrial-like
Biological process (GO): mitochondrial respiratory chain complex IV assembly
Source: RefSeq, a predicted model, not a curated record
UAGACCUGACCUUGAAGUAUAGAUUUUCAAAUCUGUAUAACCAAAAUUCCAAGUUCCCAACUAACGACAUCUUGCGAAUAACUGAACUAAUUCUUGUGGCAAAAGCCACCAAAACGGUGCCGUGUACACCUCGCCUUCCUCAUUAGACUUCCAUGAACCCCAGUCCCUUGUAGCUGAUAUUCAGUAGAAAAGAAUAUAGCACAAAAUGGUGCUUAACCCCUACAAUUUCUUGCCCCAGAAGUUUCAGUUCUAAGAUACCCAGUUUUAUUUUAGUCCCUUUACUUCUCAUAUUUUGUCAAGUUAGUGCUAAUACAAAAAUGCAAGUGCCCAGGUUUCUCUUGAAUUCUAAGAAUCGCUCUAUACAGACCCUGAAUCCGUACAAAAGGUUUAUCACACCUAAGCACUUCCAUUCAUCCAGCUGCAUGAGAUCUGGUAGAAAGACUAAUGAUCAGCCUUUAUUAACUGGAUCAUCCUCAACUUCAAAAUCUUGGAACCCUUAUAUAUUACCUGGAGCUCUUUUGGGGGGAUUCGGUGGACUGGUCCUUUUUCUUCAUUAUAAUGAUGAAAGGAGAGCAAUUCCAAAAGGUCAAGGCGAGAAAUUUGAAAGAAGUGCAAUCCAAGGGCCAAUAAUUGGAGGCCCCUUCAGUUUAAUUGAUACAGACGGUCGUGUUAUAACGGAGCGCAACUUGCUGGGAAACUGGGUUCUUCUCUACUUUGGUUAUACUUCAUCUCCUGAUGUUGGUCCAGCAGAAGUCCAGAAGAUGGCUAAGGCUAUUGAUAUUCUAGGGUCAAAACAGGACCUUAAAAUUCUCCCAGUAUUUGUCACAAUUGAUCCUCAACGUGAUACGCCUUCACAACUUCGAGCUUAUCUUAAAGAGUUUGACCCAAGAAUAAUGGGAUUAACUGGACCGGUUACUGCUGUUAGACAGAUGGCACAAGAAUACCGAGUGUACUUUAAGAAGGUUGACGAAGAAGGAGAUGAUUAUCUGGUGGAAUCUUCUCACAACAUGUAUUUGGUGAAUCCAAAAAUGGAAGUAGUUAGAUGCUUCGGUGUGGAAUACAAUGGGGAGGAACUGUCGAAUGCAAUUGUCAAGGAGCUAAAGAAGGCCGAAACAUAGUGAUACUUUGGGUGAAUUUGGCAGAUUAAGUGCAUGUUGUUUCUGAGCAGCCAGACGUUCAAUUUUGGUCCAUCAUCCUGGACUUUUAUCUGAGUUUGCUGAGGUGGUCUAAUUGUCUGUCAACAAUUUAGUUGUUUAGAAAAAGUUUUAAACAGAAAUUUCUCUGAUGCUAAGAUGUCAGAUGCUGGAAAAAACUAGCAAUCCUUCAGAUAAAGCAAAUUGGUUAUGAUACAUUUUCUCUGA